Messenger RNA from Prinia subflava (tawny-flanked prinia), 6901 nucleotides. It is a transcript of the gene SIDT1, whose product is annotated as SID1 transmembrane family member 1. Lineage: Eukaryota; Metazoa; Chordata; Aves; Passeriformes; Cisticolidae. Gene Ontology annotation, cellular component: plasma membrane; lysosome. The transcript is spliced from 25 exons. The coding region runs from base 457 to 3003 and encodes 848 amino acids. Gene Ontology annotation, molecular function: RNA transmembrane transporter activity; double-stranded RNA binding. The record is from RefSeq and is a predicted model, not a curated record. Gene Ontology annotation, biological process: RNA transport.
GCGGGCAGAACAUGGAGCGAGGACGCCCCUAACGCGGUGGGCAGGGAGUGUUGAAGCCCUGCAGAUGCUGAUCCCCACGUGCCUGACGAUGACAGCGUGUCCCUGCGCUCACAGCACGGCCAGCCGAGGGGAAAAGCCCCCCGACAAUCGGCCGCUAAGCCGGUCUCAGACUUUGGGGCCGGUCGUAGAGAGGAGACCCUCCUCCCCUGGGCUGGCCAGCGCGCCGGCCGGCCUCCCGUCCCCUCCCCGCCCCGCCCCGCCGGCGGCGGAGGGUCCUUCCCCGGGGAAAGUUGCUCGGCGUCCCCCGGGCGCGGGGCGGGGGCGUGCGGCGCUGCCCCCGCUGCCUCUCGUCCGUGUCGCCGAGCUCUUUAUUCCAAUCGCAGAGAGGGCGCCUCGCCGCCCGCCCUGCCGGGGACACGCGGUGCGGGCUCCUGCGGGGUGGGCAGGAAGGAGCCCAUGGCCGGGCGGGCAGCCCCGGGCCCCGGGGCUCUGCUCUGCGCCCUGCUCUGGGCAGCGGCGGCAGCGGGGGGCGGCCCCGGGGACAACCCCGCUCCCGGCGCCUUCGGCCACGUCUACCGGGGCGCCGUGAACAUCAGCGCGGAGCGGGUCUACGCCUUCGCCUACCGCAGCGAGCCCGGGCAGGUGGAUGCGGUGCGGGUGUACGUGAACAGCAGCUCUGAGAACCUCCAGUACCCCGUCCUGUUUGUAGUUCGCCAGCAGAAGGGAGUGCUCUCGUGGCAGGUCCCACUGAUUUUUCGAGGCCUCUAUCAGAGGACCUAUAAUUACCAAGAAGUGAGUCGGACCCUCUGUCCCACCGAGCCAACACCUGAAACAAGACCCUCUGAGCAGGUUAUAUUCGUGGACGUCGCUUCCAUGGCACCGUUCAAUAUUGCAUAUGAGCUGCUAGUCACCAGGCUGGAGAACUUCCAACUUGAGACCAACAAAGCCUUUAAUUUCACUGCCAGCCCUUCCCAGCCCCAGUAUUUUCUGUACAAAUUUCCUCAGGAUGUCGAUUCAGUCAUUAUUAAUGUGGUGUCUGAUGCAGCCUACCCAUGCUCAGUUGUCUCUGUCCAGGAUAUUGUGUGCCCAGUGUAUGACCUGGACCAUAACGUGGAGUUCAAUGGAGUUUAUCAGUCUAUGACAAAGCAGGCAGCCAUAACAGUGCAGAGAAAAGAUUUCCCAGGUGAGCAGUUCUUCGUUGUGUUUGUCAUCAAGCCAGAGGAUUACGCCUGUGGGGGUUCUGUGCCUUCUUCAAUUCGUGGGAAUGUCAACCGUACCUGGAACCUGCAGCGGACAAAGAACCUCCAAGUGACCAUUGUGCCCUCCAUCAAAAAGUCUGUUUAUGUCCAGGCCAUGUUCUUCAGCUUCCUGGGUUUCCUCUCCUUUUACCUGGGCUCGGUGAUUGUUGCUUUUGUGCACUACAUUAGGGUUCAGAGGAAGGCUUCAGCUGGGAGAUUGAGUCCUGAGCAUGGAUCUGGGAUGAUGACUUCUUCACACCCCAUCUCAGCCAGCACUCCUGAGGGAAGCAGCUACGGUGCUAUUGCGUCAGAGCACCUGGGGCACCUUUGUUCUUGCUGUGCACGGAGGGGUUUAGCCUUCCCCCUGCUGUCUCCUUCUCCCCGCUGCGGCGCAGACGAGUCCAGCUCCAGCGGCGGGCGGCAGCCGCCCUCCCCGGAGCGCAGGGCCCCCGGCGGCUCGGACACGGACAGCUCCGUGGAGGAGGAGAGCGACUUCGACACCAUGCCGGAAAUCGAGAGCGACAAGAACAUCAUCCGCACGAAGGUGUUCCUCUAUCUAUCAGACUUGUCCAGGAAAGACCGAAGGAUUGUCAGCAAAAAAUACAAAAUCUAUUUCUGGAACAUCAUCACCAUAGCGGUGUUCUACGCCCUGCCGGUCAUCCAGCUCGUCAUCACUUACCAGACGGUGGUGAAUGUGACGGGCAAUCAGGACAUCUGCUACUACAACUUCCUGUGUGCUCAUCCCCUUGGGGUGCUGAGUGCCUUCAACAACAUCCUCAGCAACGUGGGCCACAUGAUGCUGGGCUUUCUUUUCCUCCUCAUUGUUUUGCGAAGGGACAUCCUCCACCGUCGGGCCAUGGAGAUGAAAGAUAUCUACACCCUGGACUAUGGGAUCCCAAAGCAUUUUGGUCUCUUUUAUGCUAUGGGCAUUGCUCUGAUGAUGGAAGGGGUGCUCAGUGCCUGUUACCACGUGUGCCCUAAUUACUCCAAUUUCCAGUUUGACACCUCGUUCAUGUACAUGAUCGCGGGACUGUGCAUGCUCAAGCUCUACCAGACCCGGCACCCAGACAUCAAUGCCAGCGCCUACUCCGCCUAUGCCUCGUUUGCUGUGGUGAUCUCCCUGGCUGUCCUUGGAGUGGUGUUUGGGAAAAAUGACAUGUGGUUCUGGGUUAUUUUCUCCAUGAUCCACGUUUUGGCCUCGCUGGCUCUCAGCACCCAGAUCUACUACAUGGGUCGCUUCAAGAUCGACGUGGGCAUGUUUCGGCGAGCAUUGAUGGUGCUGUACACAGACUGCAUCCAGCAGUGCAGCCGACCAAUGUACAUGGACAGGAUGGUCCUGCUCAUUGUCGGGAACCUGGUCAACUGGUCCUUUGCUAUCUUUGGGCUGGUGUAUCGGCCCAGGGACUUUGCCUCCUACAUACUGGGAAUCUUCAUCUGUAACCUGCUGCUGUAUCUGGCCUUCUACAUCAUCAUGAAGCUCCGCAGCUCUGAGAAGCUCCUGCCCAUCCCCAUGUUCUGCAUCGUGGCCACAGCAGUGGUGUGGGCAGCUGCCCUCUACUUCUUCUUCCAGACCCUUAGCAGCUGGGAGGAGACUCCAGCAGAGUCCCGGGAAAAGAACCGGCCGUGCAUCCUGCUGGGAUUCUUUGAUGACCACGAUGUCUGGCACUUCCUCUCCGCAGCUGCCUUGUUCUUCUCCUUCCUGGUCCUGCUGACGCUGGAUGAUGACCUGGAUACGGUGCGCAGGGACAAGAUCCCAGUGUUCUGAGUCCCCAGGGACGGGGCAGAGGUGUCCCAAAGCACUCAGCCAAAGGCACUGGGCCACUGGUGUCUGUGGAGAAUGAGCCUGCUUCCAUGGCCAGCAGCCCAGGGGAGCAGGGGAACCGGAUCCCGCGGCAGGCAUGAAGGGUGCUGUGGCAGCUGAGGUGGGACCAGGAGGGAAGAUGAUGUUACUCCUUUCCCACCCCAUCGUCUGGGGCAGGCUUGAUCCAGAGGCCCAGGCCAGUGCACAGCCCUCUUGCUUGUGGGUGCAGUGGGUGCUGGAGCCAGUGAGGAGGGAGGAAACAGGAGGGAGGCAUGUUAGAGACCUUUGCUUCCCUUCCUUCCUGCUGAUGUGCUCCACUUCCUCUCUGGUGAGCAGGCUUGAGAAGUGCCAUGCAAAUCUUCCUGCACAGGGAGCUAAUGCCUGCACCCUGCAGUCUGCUGCCCUCGGCGAGUCCCUUCAGCAGCACAAGGAGAGCAUUUGGUUCCUGUACUGCAGCAGCCGAGGGAGCAAAGGACUCCAAAAUGAGGUGGCAGUGGGGGGACUGUGUUUUCUUUUUUCCUCUUUUCAUUGGAGAGACUCCUUCGGUAGCUGGUGGGGAGCCAUGGUACCAAGGCUGCAGCGUUGGUGGGAGGUGGUGAACUAGAGCUGCCUCUGAGGGCUCUGCCAGGCUCAGUCUCCUGCCUCGCUCUGCUGCAGCCUCUCUGUCGCUCCUGUGGAACAGCCACACUCCUCUGGCAGCUCUGGUGCUGGCACUUGGCAGUGCUGCUCUCUGUGCAGCACCACAAGCGCUCUCCUCAAACGACCCUGAGAGAGCCCACACAGCAAAGCCACAGCCUUGUGUGGCAGCCCUUGGCUCCUGCUGUGUGCCUUGCUAAAGGGACAGGGUGGAACAGGGAGGUUUUCCAAAGCCUCAGACUUUCUCCUCUCAUGAGCUUGCCUUGGACAACCUUGGCAAAGCAGGUUCCCUUAUGGGCUGGAGGGUGAAGGAGAUUUUUGGGGCAGUUGUUGUUGAGAUGUGGACCAAAUUUUCUUCUCCAACUUGUCGGAAUCUGAAAUGAGUUUUUUAAUGGCUUCUGCAUUCUUUCCAGUUUCUUAGUUAUUUAAAAAAACCAAGAAUAAGGUGUGAAUUAUUUCAGGCCUCACAUCCAAAGUGAGACCUGUUUUGCUAAUUUGCAAUUAAAAAGUGUUCUUUGAGGCCUGCUGUCCUUAUUCUUGUCUGCCUGAGCAUUUUUACUUCAGUGUAUGUGAAUGGAGCCAGUGAUGCAAAGGUUUCAUUCCACUUCUGCUUACUAAAGCCGGUGACUGGUGAUGUUUUACUCCAAGGGUCUGUAUCUCCUUGAGGAGUUUUGCAGCAGCUGGUUUUUAGUUUUUUCCAAGUUGGAGUUUGUUGAGAUGGUCAAUAAAAUGGAUGUUCCUGGUUCCCUGCCCUGCAGGUUGAUCUGAAUUCAUCUUGCUCCUGCUCUCAGCAGCAGCAGAGACAGCAAUUAGGGCAGAGAGGUGCCCAGGGGUGUCACACAGCUGCUGCCAUCCUUGGGACUGUCACAGGCCUUUCCAGAGUGUAGGUGUGGAUGACCUGCUUGUUCUCUUAACCAAAUUGCCUUUGUGAGGCUACACAGAGUAAAGAACAGACACUGUUGUCACUGUUGUCCCUUGGGCAGGGUGAGGAGAGGGCUGGAGGAGGAAUGACACAAGAGGCUGCCAACUUUUAUCUUCCUGAGCAGAGCUGUGCUGCUCUGGAGGGUGUUGGGGUAGCUGUGCCAGGCUGAAGGAGGACCUCUGUGCCCCCAAAUUUGUCCAGUUCUGGGGGCACAUUUUUAUAUAAUAUACUUUCUCCCUGUGUUUUCAUAAUCUGUAGUCUCAGACCUUGUUCCAAGCUCAUGUUUGUUUCUAGACAGGAAGCUGGUUAUCUUAUCUAAAUUGAAAAGUGAGGAAAAAAUAAUGUUGAACAGCAGUUGGAAGGCUCAGCGUAGGAGGUGGAACAGCAUAUGGGCUCGCUGAGCUGAGCAGAGAUGAGCACAGCAUGCAAUGGUAAGGUGGUAGCAGGGAGGGAGAGGGGGGCUGGAGAACAGCACAGAAUGAACGGAAAACCAUGACAGAAUUCAAUUAAAUACAAGGAAAGGCACCUCAAGCCUGAGAGACGGGAGGAGGUGUUGGAACCGUCUCCCUGCUGCUUCUCUGCUUCCAGCUUGCUGCAUCCAUUUAAAAAAUUUCCUCUUAGCCUUGCCCUGCCUGGUGAGCUCAGUUUGUGCUUCAGCUCUCCCACCUGGUGGCCUCCUCCACGUCUGUGGCUGCUGGGGGGUCUGCCUGGACACCCGGGCACUCUGUGCUCCCAGCUGUCCUAGGCACACUUGGCUCUACAGCCCCUGCCCCAGAAAUGCAGCUUGUCUCCAGUGCUGCUCUCCUUCUCCGGCCUCUUCCCUCGGGCAGGAGGAGCAGCACAUGGGGACAUGGGGGACCCUCAGUCCCUGAUCUGCAGGGGUCAUGCUGUUCUUUUCUCUCCUUUCCCUGCUCACAGAGGGAGAGAGAUGUAGGGGUAAAAGCAGAGCAGCACCAUGGAAUUGUGUUGGGAGGUGAGGGGGCUUUUUUGCUGCCCAUGGUUUGGUAGUGGAGUCCCUGCUUCCUCCUGCUGUGCCCACGCUUGGGAUAAACUGCUGUCACAGUUCCUGAAAGGGAAACAAACUGUGCCACAGGCAGGGACACCUCCUACUAGAACAAGUUGCAUCCAAUCAGGCCUUUCUAGAGAUGGUGCAUCCACCACCACUCUGGACAAUCUGUUCUAGUGUUUUACCACUCUCAUAGUAAAAAACGUCUCUCUUACAUUCAAUAUAUUCCCUGUUUUCUCAGGAAAUGUAGGUAAUGUUGUUUGCCAGUACAACUGAAAGGAGAAGGAAGCAGCUGCUGUACAAUGCUAAUAUCCCCUCACAGGUUAGGAAAACUACCAGUCGUGAGCUGUUACAGCUCCCCCUCGAGCCUCUGGCCUGGCAGAAGAGCAGCCAAGGCAGGGGGAAUGCACUGCAGUGAGAAAGAGCAAGGCAGCUCCCUUGUGUCCUGUUUCCCCUCCCCUCUGCUGUGACUGAACUGUACACUGGCCGUCACUGACGGAACAAAAGCCUCUCUGUCUUAAUACUAAACUUCAGCCUUUUUUUAAAUUAAGACUUUCCCUAAAGGCAACUUCCAUGCCUGCAAGAAUGUUGAGGUUUACAAGCCAGGUUUUCUGGAGCCCCUGAAAAGAAUUGUUUCCUAGUAACUCUGUCAACUUCAGUACUGUGCAAUCUCCCAAAAAAGCCUUUACUUACCUUGCAGGGUCUUUGUACUGCUCUCAUCCAAACCGCAUCCUUUAGCUUCAAACUGUGACAAAAUAACUGUCUCAGACCACUUCCAAACCAAUGCAAGGGCACUGUGAUGAGAAGCAUUUUAGAAAAUGAAGUUGUAUCUCAACAGUGAUCGCUGUCACCAGGGCAGGGACAGCACCUGCCGUGAAUUUUUUAGAUACUACACAAUCAGUAUUUAUUUCUUCUGAAUUAUGUAGUUUUAUAUUUCCAACUAACACAGUGCAUUACUCUGGUAUAUGCAGAGAAUGUACAUCAGGGGGAAACUCUGACUGCAAAGCUUUUAUUUUUACCUCUACUUAAGAGUGAACAGCAUAGCUUUCUGUGGGGAAAGAAGCUGUACCAACAAGAACACAAUAUUCAAGGAGUGUUUUUCUCUUUUUUUAAUAAAAUACUAUCAUGUUCAUAUCUAUACAAAUAAUUAUUACAACUAUUAAACAAAGUAUUACAUUUAACAAUAGAAAUCUCAGAACUCUGAACAAGAUCAUGGUUUGGGAUAUUUACACCUGAAUGCAACACGUUUGUAAAAAGAUGUCAAAAUAAACAGAGCAAGAUCUUAUUUACAAUUGGAA